Molecule: messenger RNA, 2455 nt
Organism: Aedes albopictus (Asian tiger mosquito)
Lineage: Eukaryota; Metazoa; Arthropoda; Insecta; Diptera; Culicidae
Product: 1-acyl-sn-glycerol-3-phosphate acyltransferase alpha
Biological process (GO): phosphatidic acid biosynthetic process
Cellular component (GO): endoplasmic reticulum; membrane
Molecular function (GO): 1-acylglycerol-3-phosphate O-acyltransferase activity
Source: RefSeq, a predicted model, not a curated record
GGAAUGUUCGACUUUUGGCACGUCAUGGACAAGUGCACCGUCAUUGCCAAGAAGGAACUGCUCUACACCGGACCGUUCGGUAUAGCGGCGUGGCUCAGCGGUCUGAUCUUCAUCGACCGGAAGAACGCCGAGAAGGCCCACACGGCCAUGAACGAGUGCACCGAUAUGCUGAAGGAGAAGCGCACCAAACUGUGGGUGUUCCCGGAGGGCACCCGGCGCAAUACCAACGAAAUCCACCAGUUCAAAAAGGGAGCCUUCCACGUGGCCGUCCGAUCGCAACUGCCGAUCAUGCCGGUCGUCUACAGCUCGUACGGUUCGUUUUUGGAUGACAAGGCCAAAAUUCUGAACAACGGUCACGUCAUCGUGACCACGUUGGAACCGAUCGAAACCAAGGGCCUAACCAGCGAGGACAUCCCGGAGCUGAUGGAACGGGUGCGUACCGUCAUGCUGGACACUUUCAAAGCCACGACGAAGGAAGUGGAGAACAAGUACAGUGUCAGCAGUGGUGCCAAAGUGGGACUCAGUGCAUCCAAACUGCGGCUGCGCUGCCUGGAUGAUCUCAUCAAGCCAAAGCUAGCAUCUAGUAGUCAUCGCUUGAAUGCCGCGGCGACAAAUGGUUCGCCGACGAAGGAGGGCGGCGCCUACCGGCGAAAGGAGUAGGCGCGGUGUUUAAUACAGAUAUUGACUUCAUUUUAACUUCUGGCUGCAAAGGCUCGUCCCCUCUGAGAGUGGAACGAGUGGAGUAUUUAUGUGGGGUGGAAGCACACCCCCUCGAGCAAGGGAAUGCAAAUGUAUAAGUAGGAAAAAGUUGUCGGAAUACCAUGAUAUUUUGUUGAAAUUCCAUAUUUAUUAAUGUAUUUUUGUGCAUUUUUUUGUUAUUUUAAAAUUAUCUUAAGAUCGCACUGUUCUGAAAUAAAAGGCUAGCUUUUACCAUUCCAAAAAACAUGAAUAUGAACCGAUCGAAUACAGUAUUAUCCAUACAUUGUGAGUAUAGGGGGUCUGUUCUGUUACUCGAGUCAAACAGAAAUCCUCUCGAAACAUUAUUUGGAUAGGUCAUCAUCGCUUAACAUCUGGGGUUUUUUUUUUAAUUAUUGUGCAAGUUGGGCCGAAGCAACUUAGAUUGUCGAGCAACUUUUUCAACGAGUUUACAGGGUUUAUAGAACUAUAAACUUAUUUUACUAGAAACUCCAGUAGAAAAAAUGAUAUGAAAAUCUGAGGGCCUUAGGCUCAAAUUUGUAAGAAAAUCUCCUCUGAAAGAUCAGAUUUUUGUCACCGAGUAUCGGGUGAUUAACUUAGAUCAACAAAAGGCUUCUGUGCUCGACAAAGAUUCUAGCCGAGUUAUUUGCAUUCGGCUCGAUCAAUAUAAUGGACCCCUUAUGAGACACGGUAGUACAGACUCGACUCGCAAAUGUAUGUUGAGCUCGUUCCAUAUGGCGCUAGGCGAGACUUUCGUUAUAAUUCCUGCCAUAAACAUUCGUUGUAAUAGUCGACGACUCAAUAAACACUAAUCAAGCACGAUAAACAACGCAAUGUUCGCAUACGUUUUGUUUAUUUUUCCUGCAUUUGUACCUAUACGUUUAUGUUGUUGUGAAACAGUCAAACAUAUGAUGUCAAUAAGUUCGAAUUAGUACAAUAAUUUCUGAAGAAUGAAGGUCAAAUCAAAAAAAUGGUCAACGAAGUGAUGUCUUAAACCAAAAUUUGCCACAUGAAUUAGUAAUUUAAAUUAGCAGUCACUAGUCAGGCUAUUUUAAGAGACCCAAAAAAUUAUUAACUAAUGCCAAAACUAUCAUUUUAGGUGAAUAAUAAAUUUGUUGCAAGCUAAUCAAACGUAAAACUAACCAGAGAGAUAUGAAAUGCAUGGUAUUUUUCUUUGUUAAAAUAAUUUAUAGUUUUUUUUUUUUAAAUGUGACUGUCACUCAUCAAUGCAGGUCCAACUGGUGCCAUUAAAUUACUUUUUUAAAAAGCAUUUAAUACAUUCACAGUUAUUUAUUUCCUAAAAAUGAACCCGCAAACUGACGAGUAAAUAACGAAGAAUGUAGCACUUAGAAGAAAAUAUUUUAUAUUAAUAUACGUUAAGUGCCCCUCCUCGAGAGUACGUACGGUUCGUUUCCCGCGAACUGGUGUAGAAAGACAUCCGUCUGCUUUGUAUUAUAAUCCCUCAGUACACACACAACCAAAAGAUAUAAUAAAAUAUGCAAUUCUUCAUCAAAUGGUGUGUGUAUGUUAUUUCUUGAGAAAUAUCCUUAAUUCUAAGAAAUCGUAAAUCGGAGAUUCACAACAAAAGUCUUCCUAUUUCAAAUCCAAGAUUAUAUCGGAGCUUGAAACACAAACAUAUAGCAGAGUAUCUCUACUUAAUUGAGGAUCUUUGAUGAAAUUAAUUGGGGAAAGUAAAAAAAAUGCAAAUAUAAGACCUUAUAAUUCUCUGAUCAUUUUACCCCGUUCUCCCCUGUGUACU